Ilyonectria robusta is the source of this 432-nucleotide messenger RNA. RefSeq lists its product as uncharacterized. Lineage: Eukaryota; Fungi; Ascomycota; Sordariomycetes; Hypocreales; Nectriaceae. The transcript has a single exon. Bases 33 to 212 code for a protein of 59 amino acids. The record is from RefSeq and is a predicted model, not a curated record.
AGCCAAGGGCAACAAGGGCACCGGUGUGGUCCAUGACUCCAUGCUCCAUGCUCCAUGCCAUGGGCUGCGCAGCAGUUGGCGGCGCAAAGGUGAGCGAGCGAGCGAGAGCGCCCGAUGAAUCUGGCCCGCGUCGUAUGACAGGCCGGUCGACUGGGCGGGGGGUGCCGAGCUUGGCGUGGUGCCGGGGCGGUACGAGCAGUGGACGAUAUUGAGACGAGGAGACGAGAAGACGAGAAGAGGAAAAGACACCCCCUGUCGGUUGGUCCCUGAAGAGAGAGUCGACUCCUCCUCUUCCCUCUCUCUCUCUCUCAAUAUGGUCCCCGGCUGCGUGGCAGUGGACGUGGCAUGGGACAUUGGCGACGAAGACGACGACGACGGAGCCAACGGGAGAGACAAGAGACAAAGUGUGUGUGUGUGUGUGUGUGUGUGUGU